AUGUAUCCUACUCCGCCAUUGACCGCCUCCCUUGUGUCGGAGGACGAUGCCUCCUCCUCCUCUGGCCUCUCGGCCUGUUCCGAACCUCUCCUCAAUUCAGAGGGCAUCCCUAAAAAUCCAUUUCCUCGAAUUUCGAAACCCGUAGAGCUUCUGCGACAUUCAUAUGAUUGCGUUGUUAUAGGUUCUGGCUAUGGAGGAUCCAUUGCUGCCUCGCGCAUGGCGAGAGCAGGCCAGUCCGUUUGUUUGUUGGAGCGAGGAGAAGAGAGAUGGCCCGGAGAGUAUCCUACUGACUCAAUGGAAACAUUCAAACAAUGGCGAUUUACAGGCGACCUCACUCCGAGUUCCCUUGGUAAAAUUGCUGUCAACAGCGGCAAUCCCACCGGCAUGUUUAAUCUCUUUUUCGGUCGUGAUCAGAGUGUAAUUCUUGGUAAUGGGCUAGGAGGUUCAAGCCUAAUCAAUGCAAAUGUAUUCCUCGAAGCAGACAAAGAAAUCCUCAACACGGGCUUCUGGCCACCCGAAAUUCGAAAAGACCCUGAACAUUUGGAUAAGUACUACCAAAAAGUCAGGGAUGUGCUGGAGCCAGAACCAUAUCCGGACGACUGGCCAGCACUUAAGAAGACGGAAAUCCUCGACAAGCAAGCCCAUGUUCUUGGGCUAGCCGACAAGUUCCGCAAAGUCCCCCUUACAACACGUUUCCGAUCCGGCCCCAAUAGUUCAGGGGUCAACAUGUCAGCGUCAACACUCACGGGACAAGAUAGCACAGGCUUGAAUGACGGCUCAAAAACAACAACUUUGGUGACGUAUCUCGCCGAUGCGUGGAAUUGGGGUGCUGAAAUGUUCUGCAAGUGCGAGGUGAGGUAUAUUGAAAAGGUUCAGGAUGAGCGUGGCGGCUACUUGAUCUACUUUGCGUGGCAUGGCCGCGGUCGCGAACGGUUCGCAGCAGAAAACACUUAUGGCGAUCUGAUGUGGGUUCACGCAAAGAAGGCCGUCUUCUUCGGAGCCGGUUCGAUUGGUACUACAGAAAUCCUAUUACGGAGCAAGCAGAUGGGCUUAGGUAUGAGCGACUGGGUUGGCCGUGGAAUGAGCGGCAAUGGAGACGUGCUCGCAUUUGGACACAACUGCAAACAGGAAGUAAACGCUCUCGGAAAGGCGUCGCCAGAUCCAGCAAACCCCGUCGGUCCAACCAUUACCUGCGCCAUCGACAACAGAAAGGGCCUUGAGAAUCCGCUCGACGGCUACAUAAUCCAAGAGGGCACUAUGCCACAUGCAUUUUCCCAGCUGCUGCAGUGCGUGCUGGAUCUCCUGCCAGGCAGCCAUUCCCCUGACAAGUCGCUGCUUGAGCGGACUCAAGAGGCAAUGGGCUUGUGGAAGAGCAGGCUGCUCGGGCCCUUUUCCAAAAAGAGGCUUUUAGGAAAUACCCAAGUCUUUCUCAUCAUGUCUCACGAUGGUAAUCAAGCAACGUUGAGUCUCAAGAACGACCGGCCCGUUUUGGAAUUCCAAGGAGUGGGAAAAAGCGACCGCGUCAAGCGAUUCCAUGACAUCCUCGAGAAGGCGAUUGACGCCGUUGGUGGCACUCUGGUGUAUACUCCGAUGUAUCACUUCAUGAACAAGCACCAGAUAACAGCCCAUCCUCUUGGUGGUGUACCAAUGUCGCGGGAUAACACAGCAGCAAAUGGGGCGACGAAUCACCUAGGUCAGCUUUUUAUCGGCAACGAUACCUCAGAAACUCAUCCCGGCCUCAUCAUAGCCGACGGAGCCAUCAUCCCGGCCUCCAUCGGAGUAAACCCGCUUGCAACUAUUGCCGCCCUGGCCGAACGCACAGUCGAAGCGUAUGCCAGAGAAAACGGCCUCAUCAUCGACGAGACGAAGAACGAUGUUUUAGACCUCUUUGGAGAGCCAGCCCACAAGCCAAGGGACAGGCACUCUUCCGAGUCGACUUAUACUUCUGACGAUGAAACGCCCGAUCAAUUGCUGAACAAGAUCGAACUGCUCAGACAGAAGAGCGUUGAAUUCACGGAACUCAUGUCGGGCUUCAUCCACAAAACUUCGUCAAGCGCAGCAGUUGACGAUACGUCUGCUUAUGAGUCAGACUUUCGCGCAGGCAAAGGUAGAGGGGAGGUUGGCAGACUGCUAGUCAGCGCAACAGUCUUUGACGACGAAAUAUUAAGGGACGAGUCUCAACCCAGCGGUAUGCUUACAGGCACAUUCGUCUGUCCAACUAUUGAGGGGUCGCCGUUCAUGUUAUCGAGAGGCGAUUUGGGGUUAUUUAAGAGAACCCACAAAGCUACAGGAAGCAGCAUACUCACGUAUGAUUGCGAUAUGGCCGGCGCCAACGGUCGCCAACUUCGUCUCCGUGGCUACAAACUGGUCGACGCAUCUGUUUCUCUCAGUCCCCUCCAGAUGUGGCGUUCCACAACGACCCUCUACGUUUCUAUAACGGAAAAGGGCACUCAAAAUGAAGAUGCCAAUCAGGAGCGAAUCGUCUGGCAUGACGAUGUUACCGAUUUUUAUCAAGAUAUACCCCUCUCUGCCAGCGAGAAGCUGGUUGCAAGAGGAAUUCUGAAUCUGCGCCCAAAGGAUUUCAUCUCUGAGAUGAUGACUCUAUCUCCCUCUGGAAACAGCUUCCUCAACAAGGCCGUGAACAUGUCCAAGUUCAUGUCCUUUUUCACAUCUAAAUCACUAUCACACUUUUUAACACCACUAGGCUCGCUUGAGUAUCCAGAGCAGGGAUUCGUCUCAUAUAUGAAUUACACGCCUCCAUCUCAGACUUACACGGUAGUCGCCAGCGAUGGUAUCGAGACUGAGCUGCACAUGUGGGAACCAAGCCCAAGCGCUAUUGCCACUGAUUCAUGGGGCUCUCCCGUUAAAGUCGAGAACCUUUUCAUGAUUCCCGGCGCAUCUGUCGACCACCAAAUCUUUGCAUUGCCGACUAUCCCUUUCAACGCCAUCAACUACUUCACACGAGCUGGCUAUCGUGUUUUCGUGACUGUGCAUCGGAUUUGCCAGUUAAAGUCAACAAAUAAACAGGACUGGACAACAUACGACUCUAGGCUCGAUAUCAAGGCCUGCUUACAACAAAUUCGGAGAGUCUACGGUAACAACAAAAUAUACACCAUUGCACAUUGCAUGGGAUCCGUCGCUUUCGCCAGCGGUCUCCUCGACGGAACUAUCCCACCUGAGUGGAUCCUUGGAAUCACCUGCAGUCAGGUGUUUAUGAAUCCAAUAUGGAACACUAUGAACAUGAUCAAGGCCAGGUCGCCAGUGGCGAUAGACAAAAUAUAUGACUCAGUCUUGGGGAAUUGGUUAGACUGCAGCACGUCGACCGAAGACUCCUUGGCCCAGCGAACUUUGAACCAGAUGUUGCGGUUUUGGCCGGAAAAGAGAGGUGAGGCAUGUAAGAAUGCCGCCUGCCACCGUACGACACUGCUGUUUGGACGUUGCUGGAGCCACCGUAACCUUAACGAGGAGACGCACCGAAACAUGGAUCGCUUCUUCGGCGGAAGUUCCAUGAAGCUGAUGAGUUUGUUGAAACGCAUGGGAAGCCGUGGCUACGUUAGCUCUAACGCUCCAGAAUACGAGGAGUUUAAGGAGCAAGAACACAUUGAGCGCUUGCGCGGCAUUCCCAUCAUGUUCUUCGUCGGCGAGGACAGCGACGUUCUCUCCCCAAGAGCCACGGAGACGUCAUAUGAGCGCCUGAUUGACUCCUUUGGCAUAUCUGCCGGUCUCCCCGGAGGAGGCGUUCAGUAUCGCCGAAGACUUGUCCCAGGCUACGGCCACUUGGACUGCUGGAUGGGGCGCAACGCAUGGAGGGAUGUGUAUCCCUUUGUGCGGGAGGAAAUUGACCGAGUUGUUCGGGGAGAGUCGUAUCGAUUCCGCCAACCGAACGAUCGAUUCAAGUGUUUCGCAGAAGACAAUGAAUCACAUUAUUAA
Messenger RNA from Trichoderma harzianum CBS 226.95, 3930 nucleotides. RefSeq lists its product as hypothetical. NCBI's taxonomy places the organism in Eukaryota, Fungi, Ascomycota, Sordariomycetes, Hypocreales, Hypocreaceae. The transcript has 6 exons. The record is from RefSeq and is a predicted model, not a curated record. The coding region runs from base 1 to 3930 and encodes 1309 amino acids. Gene Ontology annotation, molecular function: oxidoreductase activity, acting on CH-OH group of donors; flavin adenine dinucleotide binding.